Messenger RNA from Diaporthe amygdali, 570 nucleotides. RefSeq names its product Protein kinase 3. Bases 1 to 570 code for a protein of 189 amino acids. The transcript is spliced from 2 exons. The record is from RefSeq and is a predicted model, not a curated record. NCBI's taxonomy places the organism in Eukaryota, Fungi, Ascomycota, Sordariomycetes, Diaporthales, Diaporthaceae.
AUGGGAGGGCCCUACUGGAGAACCAAGCUCAAAUACAAGCCGAUGAUUCAUUACUCCGAUAUUCAACUCAUCAAAUUCGAGUCAUCGAGGAAUUCAUCUGGGGCGAUGGCACUCCUUGUGCGCGAGAUCGACUGCUUUCAGAGAAUCUCACAGGCUUCUCCCGGUCUAGCAAAUAGAAGGGCAGCUUUACAAGUCCUAGCGCUUAAAGGCUAUGUUGAGUACCCGGGAAAUGGGGUCAUCCUGGGGCUUUUACAGGAGUGGAUACCCUCCGAAUACAAACUCCGGGAUCUCGAGAAGACCAUAAGUCAGGAUCUAGAUGCUCUACAGGAACUGCGGGGGAAACGAGCAGGCAAAAUCAGGGAGACGAUUCAAACCCUACAUACCUUGGGAGGAAUCUGGGGUGAUGCAAAGCCAAGCAACAUCAUCAUCGAUCUGAAUGACGAUGCGUGGAUAAUCGACUUCGGUGGCGACUGGACAGAUGGUGGGGUGGAUGAAGAUUUACAAGAGACAAUUGAAAGUGACAAACAAGGCGUUGCGAGGAUACUCAAGCUCUUGGACGUUGAUGCUUAG